Messenger RNA from Talaromyces proteolyticus, 1551 nucleotides. RefSeq names its product galactose-binding domain-like protein. Gene Ontology annotation, biological process: protein K11-linked ubiquitination; anaphase-promoting complex-dependent catabolic process. NCBI's taxonomy places the organism in Eukaryota, Fungi, Ascomycota, Eurotiomycetes, Eurotiales, Trichocomaceae. The transcript is spliced from 2 exons. Bases 85 to 1371 code for a protein of 428 amino acids. The record is from RefSeq and is a predicted model, not a curated record. Gene Ontology annotation, cellular component: anaphase-promoting complex.
GCCUCGCCCUCUCGCAAUCCCAAUCUCUGCAGAACUAGCUCGAAAAUUCCCUAAAUUUAUGGCACGGUAGUACACACCUACAUAAUGUCGCGGCAACCGCAUCGUCGCCCUCAAAUUGACCCAUCUACACCCGUCACAGGCGUAUCGCAACAGCAUCAACAACCCCCACCAUUACGCGCGACAGCAGCCACAACAGUGCCCCCCAACCUCGAGACACCUCCCGGCUUCCAAUUUCCUCCAGAUGCUCUCCACCCGCGACGUGGCGUGGAGACUCUGGUUGGUGCCUUACCGACAUGGCAACCGCAGGAACGAGAGCGCCUGCAGCGCCAACAGCAACGGCUCGCCGCUCUAGCAGCUGCUUCUGCUGACCGGGUAAGAGGCACGUCGGAGCUUGGGGAGACCACGGAAGGAGAAGACGAAGACGAAUCUGAAGACGGCUUUGAGCACGCUUUCGAUGGGGCCAUGCAAACCGAGGAUAUCGAGGGAGAUGACGAGGAAUUAGAGGAAGGCGACGAAGAGGACGGCGAAGAAGACGAAGACGAGGAGAUGCGUAAUCGCAACCGCUCAGCGUCGCCUCUCCCCCCCGACCUCCGCGAGAUAUCCUCUCUUGCGUCCUGGACUGUGUCUACGCAUAAACCAGGCUGCGGAGUCGCAGCACUGCGAAACCCAUCGCCACAGCAAUUCUGGCAAUCUGAUGGGCCUCAGCCUCAUACGCUUACAUUACACUUCUUCAAACGCGUUGCAAUUGUUAAGCUACGAGUAUACCUCGACUUUGAGCUUGACGAGAGUUACACGCCUACAAAAAUGAUAUUCCUAGCCGGCAUGGGAGGGAACGAUUUGGUCGAGUUUGCAUCCUGGGAUGGCGAGUCGCCGUGUGGAUGGGUCGAUAUACCGCUUGAAGGGGUUGGAGGUCGGAAUAGAAAGAAUACGUAUAGUUCUUAUCAAAGCGGCUCUCGUCCUCGUCGGUCACAGCGGGCUCGGCCAUCUAGAGGCAUUGGGUUGGCAGAUGAUAUGAUCUUCGAAGAGGAGACUGGCGGUGAAGAUAUUGAUGAUAAUGGCCUGAAUGAGGAUCCUGAUGAUCCUUAUGAUGGAAAUGUACUCAAAGCCAUGGUUAUCCAGGUGCGCAUCUGCGAGAAUCACCAGAAUGGAAAAGAUACACACGUCCGCGGGUUCCAAGUCUUUGCACAUGACGAUGAUCGGCGUCGUAUAGCUACUGCCGCUGCCGCCGCAGGACAGCAGCCUGGACAUAAACGCCAAAGUCUGCAUAAAGUACGACCGAAUCCUGAGGGUGAAGUGGAUAUUACAGGCGCGCUUGGGAGAGUACAAGGUCUUGACGAGCCGGAUUGGAUGGGCGAGCCUGUUAUUCGUUAAACAUGGUGUGUUUCUUACGGGUGUUCAGACUUGUGGUUAUUGUAGGCAUUGCGUAUGGAUCGGGAUAGGACACGGCGUUUACUUGUUAAAUUCUUCCAUCGAUACUCAUAGGUCGAGAUACCCAGUGAAUAGUUCUUCAAUGGUACAGUAAUUUAUAUGCAGUGAUUCAAUGCCGCAUGG